CUCAGGAAAGAGGGGGGUCCCUUUCCCCGGGCCUCCCCUCCCGUUCGUGGCGGCGAAGCAGCCCCUCCAGGCGCCCCGCAGCCUGUCCCGAGGCUUCAAGUCGCGGGGUCGCCGGGGGUUGUGGCGGGGGCCUGGGCUCCCCCGCACGUUUUCUGCGGUGCUCCCCUCUUCCCCCUUCCCUCUUCGCCAAGCCCUGAAGGGACACGAAGGCGGCAGCCUGGCUGAAAGUGCCGGCGGCUUGAAACUGACUAGAGCUCCGCCGCUGAGCGCCAAGCAAGCCGGGCUGAAAUUCAGCGGGCCGCCGCCGGCUUCCUCCUUCCCGCCGCUAGCCCUCUCUGCCUGGGGGGCCUCGCUCUUCCCGCCUGGCUUUGUGGAUGUCCCGAUGAGAGACCCAGCGUUCUCGGGGGCUGCGAUGGCUUACCACCCCUUCCACGCGCCCAGGCCAGCCGAUUUCCCCAUGUCCGCCUUCUUAGCGGCCGCUCAGCCUUCCUUCUUCCCGGCGCUGGCUCUGCCUCCCGCCGCCCUCACCAAGCCCUUGCCGGAUCCCAGUUUGGCUGGAGCCGCCGCCGAGGCCGGCUUGCACGUCUCGGCUCUCGGGCAUCAUCACCAGGCCGCCCAUCUGCGUUCUCUGAAAAGCUUGGAGCCGGAAGAAGAGGUGGAAGACGAUCCCAAAGUCACGCUGGAAGCCAAAGACCUAUGGGACGAAUUCCACAAACUGGGCACCGAGAUGGUGAUCACGAAAUCGGGCAGACGGAUGUUUCCCCCCUUCAAAGUGCGGGUCAGCGGCCUGGAUAAGAAAGCCAAGUACAUUUUGCUGAUGGAUAUUGUGGCCGCGGAUGAUUGUCGCUACAAGUUCCACAACUCGCGCUGGAUGGUGGCCGGCAAAGCCGACCCGGAGAUGCCGAAGAGGAUGUACAUCCAUCCGGACAGUCCCGCCACGGGGGAGCAGUGGAUGGCCAAACCGGUCGCCUUCCAUAAACUGAAGCUCACCAAUAAUAUAUCGGACAAGCAUGGAUUUACGAUCCUCAAUUCCAUGCAUAAGUACCAGCCGAGGUUCCACAUAGUCCGAGCGAAUGACAUCCUCAAGUUACCCUACAGCACUUUCCGAACAUACGUGUUCCCCGAAACCGACUUCAUCGCGGUGACCGCUUACCAAAAUGACAAGAUCACCCAGCUGAAAAUAGACAACAAUCCCUUUGCAAAAGGAUUUCGAGAUACGGGGAAUGGACGGAGAGAAAAAAGGAAGCAGCUGACUCUGCCUUCCCUGAGGAUGUACGAAGACCCCUGCAAGCAGGACAGAGACGGGGGCGAAUCCGAUGCGUCGUCUUGCGAACCUGCCCCAGCGCGAGAAUCCCUCCAUUCCCCGUUGGCGACAACUCCCAGUCCUUUGCGGGUGCACCGAAACAGCAGAGAAGAUAAAGGGAGUGACCAAGAGCUGGAGAAGGGCUCGGGAGUGAAGAGAACCAGUCCUGAGCUGGGUCCGGCUACUCCGCCCCACAACCGCAGUCCCGGCUUGCAGGCGGAUGAGCGGAGUAAAGAACGGGCCAAAGCCAGCGAGGCCUCCAAGGACGGCGGUGGUGAGGCAGCCCUCUUCACCCCUCUGGCCCUGGAGAAGGAGAAGCUGGAGGGCAGAAGGAAGGAGCCCCUCCUGCAGCCGCCCCAGGAAGGAUCCAAAAAGGAAUUGCCCGGAGAUUGUGCCCCGGUGGGGUGCAGUAGCAAGGAAGCCUUCGCCCCUCUGAUGGUGCAGACCGACAGCCCGCCGCACUUGAAUCCAAGUCACCUACAGAGUUUGGCGCUCUCGGGCCUCCACGGCCAGCAGUUCUUCAACCCUCUGGGCGCCGGCCAGCCUUUCUUUCUCCACCCCACACAGUUUGCCAUGGCGCCCGGAGCCUUUUCCGCGAUGGGCAUGGGACACUUGCUGGCUUCGGUAGCAGGCGGCGGGAGCUUGGAAAACGGGGGACUCUCGGCUCCACAAGGCACGGCGGGGACCACAGCCCCAUUCCCCUUCCAUCUGUCCCAGCACAUGUUGGCUUCUCAGGGAAUCCCACUGCCUACUUUUGGGGGACUUUUUCCGUACCCGUACACUUACAUGGCGGCUGCAGCUGCCGCGGCCUCCGCCAUGCCGGUGACCAGUGCCACCACUGCCAGCUCACUCUCCCGGAACCCCUUCCUGAGCAGCGCUCGACCUCGCCCGCGGUUCAACCCCUACCAGAUCCCGGUGGCCAUCCCCCCCAGCACCAGCCUCCUAACCACCGGGUUGCCUGCCGGUUUGAACGCCGGUGCGGAAGCCUCCAAGCCCGGGAACAGUCGGGAAUCAAGUCCUCUUUCAGAUCUGCCCCUCCCGAAAGCCAGCACCCAGCGGGCGUCUCUCUCCCCCAAGCCAUCUUUGAAAGAGUCCAUGAACGAGUUGCAAAACAUUCAGAGACUGGUCAGCGGCUUGGAGACCCAAAGGGAAGUAUCCCCUAGUAGGAAUUCCCCCAAGUCGACGGUUCACGGAAGCAGCCAACCCCCUAGAGCUUAGGAGCGGCUGCGAAAGAGAUGUGUACAGCACACAGUAUAUAAAUAUUUAUUUUUUAAGAAAAAGAGGAGAGGAGAUUAAGAUGGGUCGGAGUCUAGAUGCAUCAGUAGCUUGGCAUCCUACGAGAGGCGCAAGCAGAGCCAAGGGCCAAGCAGAGGAGGCAGGGAAAGCAUUUAGGAAGGCUGUCGCUAACCAGGUUUUUGAACUCACGCUGUGAUCUCAACACACCACACCGAUAUCUUAUCUGUUUUCUGGCCCGGGAUUGAGCAGAAGAGGUCUGUUUUAAGCCAAAUGCAUCUCUAAAAUGGCCACCGGAGAGGAAGAUGGCGCCUUAGGUCACCUCCAACUCAUUUCGGCACUUUUAUUCCUCCGAGAAUUGAAUUUUGAAACGCGGACGAUCCCGUAGGACUUGGUCCUCUGAUGCUAGGAAAACGGGGAAGAGGAGAGCUUCUUGCCAAGCUCUAAAUGUUAGGAAAUUGGGUUCAUAUUAGCCAGAGGAGGUUGAGCGAUGUGUUCACAAGCGUUGCCCUUCUGCUCACCGACGCCGAAGGCCACCGAAAAGAAGAAGGAAAAAAAAAAAGCAAAAUAAACAUGAACGUUCAUCUUUCUGCUUCCCAACUUUCAGAGUUGGCACAAUCCACGUGUGACUUCGGAUCUUUCUCUUUUGGGACUUUCUCUCUGCGUAUCAGAAAAUUUAAAGUGAAAAAGAAAAAAAAAAGAAACAUAAUAUUUAUGGAAUAAAAUGGUAAUUUCUGUAAAUAAGCUAUAACGAAUCCCCCCCUCCCCAAAUAUGCAAAAAUUGGUAUUAAUUUAUUUAGAGUUGUACAUUGGAGUGUACAUAAUUAGAGUUUAACUCAUGUUUGAUUGUUUUUCUUUUCUUUUCUUUUUUCGUUUUAUGUGAACGUACAUAUAUUGUAAAUGAAGAUCUGGUUUCAGAGGUCCCCGGGGAGGGGUCAAAAACCAGCUAGGCGUGGCCAGGGCGGUGCCGUCCAAGCCCCACCCACUUUCCCACUUGACAUCAAAGGGGUGGGGCUUUGAACGCGAAGGCGGAAGCAACCAUCUUGAAUUUUAUUUUUAACCUGCCACCAAAUUCCCUGCUUGUUUAACUCUUUGUGAACGGAAGAAAAAUAUUGUUCUGUAUCUAAAAAAAAACAAAAAACAUGGAAAAAUGUUUACCCCGUCUGUCAGAAGACAAUCAUUUAUUUUUAGUUCCGGCUAAAAAAAAGCCAGGAGACGAUCAAAUCCUUCAAAAGGAACUCGACAGGGAAUAUGCGACGUUCUCCUUAUAUAUAGUAGUUCAAAGAACGAUGAAUAAUGAGUGAAUGAUUUAAGAUAAAGAAAUAAAAACUUUUACAGUGCGGGGUAUUCAAAGGAGAAAAAAAAAACAGGACAGGAAGAAACCUCAGUUUUGUUUUAUUUUUCACUCCAGAGGGGGGAAUAAAAAAAAAAGAAAGAAUACCAGAAACCUUUAAAACUAUAUGAAAAUUUAAAAUAUCACAUGGAGGGUGUGUGCUGUAUAUUGGGUUUUGUUUUUUUUAAAUGGCAUCAUUAGAAAUGUGCUGUUUAUUCAGGUAUCUUUUCGGUUCGAUUUUUGGGAUGACUCCUCUUACAACUUUCAAUAAAAAAAAAUAUUCAAAGAA
Thamnophis elegans (Western terrestrial garter snake) is the source of this 4158-nucleotide messenger RNA. It is a transcript of the gene TBX2, whose product is annotated as T-box transcription factor 2. Bases 383 to 2521 code for a protein of 712 amino acids. Lineage: Eukaryota; Metazoa; Chordata; Lepidosauria; Squamata; Natricidae. Gene Ontology annotation, cellular component: nucleus. The record is from RefSeq and is a predicted model, not a curated record. The transcript is spliced from 7 exons. Gene Ontology annotation, molecular function: DNA-binding transcription factor activity, RNA polymerase II-specific; RNA polymerase II cis-regulatory region sequence-specific DNA binding. Gene Ontology annotation, biological process: positive regulation of DNA-templated transcription; regulation of transcription by RNA polymerase II; cell fate specification.